AUGGCUCUUUCAACAACACUGUUUCCAGUACUUAUACUGUGAAAAGAAUAUCUCCAUUUGCAUAGGGAUAAAAUUUUGAACUGGAAUAGGUACAUUUUCCUGAGGACGUAAAUUCAAACGCUCGUUUUUGGCACCGAAAGUGUCGGCUAUCAGUCGGAUUAUAAGGUCACUAUCAAUUGUGAAUAGUAUGGAAUCUCGUAACACUUGGGACUGAAAUGUAACCAUCAUCCUGUUACAGGGGCUAUGAAUGGCGUCAAGUUUAUCCACUUAUAAAGUGUUGAAUUCCGACAUAAUUUAUAUCUAUACUGACUACGUUGCAAUCAUUGUUAUAAGAGUGCCCUGUUCAGACUCAGACUUAUUUUUUCGAUGACUCACGUAAAAUUCUGUUUCCACAAAAUAGUUGCUGCCAUGAAUAAUCAUAUAUGCAUGAAAACAAGACAUUUAGCUGGAUGCAUUUUAUCAAAAUAUUAUGCCGACUAUAGCGCGCCAUAAAGAUUCAGCAAUAAUGGAUGUGAGUUGUAUUUAUUGUGUAGAGGUCAAGACGUGAAAAUCCUAUAUUACUUUUAAAAGAUGCACGACAGAAGCUAUUCGAAAACAGUCUAGGUUCGCCGACUUUUCAAACUCGACGGAAGAUUCUGAGAUAAAAUUAACAUGAAUUUAAAUCUGAAAUGUGCUGCAUGUACUUUACACAGCUCGCAGAGGCGGUAACUUAAGGUGAAAGAAAUAUGGGAGCGUUAAACUGCUAUUAUAUAUUGGUGUGGUGGAUAUUUUUCAUUCCUUUGCUGGAUGCAGAAAUAUGUGAAUUCUACGAAAAAGUAAUGGAUUGGGAUUGGAAUAAUUGGAAUACUUCAGCAAUAAAGAAAAAAUAUUCCAGAAUUCGUUACAAAAUUCAACGGUCCUCGUUUUACUGCUAUUCUAACCAAUAUUGUUGUUGGAAGGACUGUUGCUACAAGUACAAAACUGAAUCAUACGAAGACGACGAAGAUAAAACAAAACUAUCUACAGAUUCUGUAUGGGGUAUCAUUAUCGGUGUGACGGUUGGAUGCUGUUUGUUCUUAGCCUGUUGUGUACAGUUAUGUAAAAGUGGCCACACAGCACAAACAACUAUACCAAUGACGGUAGCUCGCUCUGACGAUGGAACAGUUAUCGUCCGUCAGAGAAAUUCAGAGGAGCCUAAUGCUUCAGCAUCAAUGCCUCUUUUUCCUGACGGCCAGAACACAGUGCAACACUCCCGAUCACCACUGGACGACAACAGCUGCUCUGAGCGUGCAGUUCCUGGCAAUCAGUCAGACCUGGGGCCGAUGUCAUCUCCAAACGAAUACAAUAAUCGGUCAUCUCAUACCACAGAUUAUACACUACCCCCACCAUCUUACGAAUAUGUCAUGUCACAUGAUUUUCCUGGUAGUGGGAGUCAGCAUUUAAAUAAACAAACAGAUUAAAUGGAAAUAUCCGAAAUAUGCAUGAAUUAUAUUACUUCUAUGACCAUUCUUAAUCAAACAAAUAUAUCUUUUAAGGACAUUAUCGGAAUGGAUGAAAAGAUGAAACUCAGCUAACCCCCUCUCUUUGUCCACAAAAAUGUAAAAUCUUAUGCUCGAGUUAAAUUUUCUUUCUGAAGCAUUUUUUUUUUAUUUACAGUUUAACCUUUCCACAUGUAAAUUAAGGAUUUUUGUCCGAUAAAGGAGUGAAAAAAAUCUUUUGCACAUUUAGAUCACUUGUUUUAUACACAAUGUAGCAUAAAUAUCAUAAGGUUAGUUUAAUGUUAAAUUUCUUUUAAAAAAAUAUGUACCAAGGCUACUGGAACCCGCAGAGCAAAAACAUAUUUUAAUUUCUCAAUGUGUGCAGGCAAAUGGUUACAUAGUGUUUCGUCUGAAAUCAACUGUUGCUGGCCUCUCCCAAUCCUAUAGAAUAGGGGAAUCAAUCAGCGGACUUGAUCAGUAUUUAAAGACCUAAUUUUUCUCAACGACUUUUGAAGAAUGUAUUGAUCAUGUGAAUCUGUUUUAUAUUAAUACGCUUUCAAAAAUGAACCCAGAUACUAUUUUAGAAAUAGUUUUAAGAGUUUUCUAUGCACAUCAGUAAAUAAAAUGAUUAUAAAAAUAUA
Molecule: messenger RNA, 2098 nt
Organism: Saccostrea echinata
Lineage: Eukaryota; Metazoa; Mollusca; Bivalvia; Ostreida; Ostreidae
Exons: 4
Coding region: 726-1439 (237 amino acids)
Source: RefSeq, a predicted model, not a curated record